AUGACUGCUGGAGACAAGACGGCUUCAGUCCUCAUGCCUGCUCCAGAGAUCGAAUCUGAUGGCGAAUCGGACAGCGAGGGACUACUAAUAAACACCAAUAGGGAGCGCCGUGGCAGCCUCACCCUCCUCUCUCGCUCCCCAUCUGACUCUGCGGGGAGCUUAACCGCGCGUGUCACCCGACCUGAAACGCCAAUCAGAGCUGCAGCAAUGAAGCUAUUGAGGAGUCGGACCGAGAACACAGAGACCCCGUUCACACCACGCCCAUACCGUUUCGGAGCGCUACAAGACCUCGACGACCUGCCGACCCUGAAAAGUUGGUGCCCGGCAUCCAGCAGGGCCUCUACCGCCGUACAAGAGGAAAGGAUCAGGAAACUCACCAGCGGGAACAGCAUGACGUGA
Molecule: messenger RNA, 399 nt
Organism: Penicillium manginii
Lineage: Eukaryota; Fungi; Ascomycota; Eurotiomycetes; Eurotiales; Aspergillaceae
Exons: 2
Coding region: 1-399 (132 amino acids)
Source: RefSeq, a predicted model, not a curated record